This is a messenger RNA of Fusarium redolens, 630 nucleotides long. RefSeq lists its product as uncharacterized. The annotation marks the transcript as partial. The record is from RefSeq and is a predicted model, not a curated record. NCBI's taxonomy places the organism in Eukaryota, Fungi, Ascomycota, Sordariomycetes, Hypocreales, Nectriaceae. The transcript has a single exon.
AGUUUCAUUAUCGCAACAUGCGGGAUACCACCCACCUGCAUCGUUUGGCUCCUAAAAGGCUCAGGCUUUAAUCCCUCCGUGGCAUACAUAUAUGCCACUAUCAUCGUUAUCGGAUGGGUCUGCCUGGUGACUGGACAGUCUGUCGUGCUAUACUCCCGGCUACAUCUCGUCGACCAUAACCCCAGCCACCUCCGGCUCGUUCUCGCUAUGAUCCUGACCAAUAUCGUCGUCUGUCACGUCCUCGGUCUUAUUUUUAUAUACGGCAUACAUUCGCCGCAUGCCAAACGCUUUGCGUUAGUCUAUUCUGUGCAGGCAAAAAUCACCGUUAGCCUCUUUUUCGUGCAGGAGUUAGUAAUCUCGGGAUUAUAUAUCUACGCAACUAUUCAGCUCUUCCGCGAUUCGACAUGGCGCACUCAGUCGGCUCGCAAAAGGAUGCUGCGUAUUAUCAUGAAUAUCAUCAUCAUCCUCGUCGAUAUCCCGAUCCUGGGGCUAGAGUAUGCGGGAUACUACCAGCUUCAGACGGCCUAUAAGGCGAUGGCCUACUCGAUCAAACUUAAGAUCGAGUUCAGAAUCCUCAACGGCCUUGUUGAUCUGACAAAAACCGAUAUCCAGACGAGAUCUAUCGAUUGA